Molecule: messenger RNA, 1209 nt
Organism: Bicyclus anynana (squinting bush brown)
Lineage: Eukaryota; Metazoa; Arthropoda; Insecta; Lepidoptera; Nymphalidae
Product: carboxypeptidase B-like
Exons: 9
Coding region: 1-1209 (402 amino acids)
Biological process (GO): proteolysis
Molecular function (GO): metallocarboxypeptidase activity; zinc ion binding
Source: RefSeq, a predicted model, not a curated record
AUGAAGUACCAGAUAUGGGACGUAAAGUGUAUGAAGGAAGGGCAGCGGUGGUUUUUGAAGAAUUUAGACAAUAAGGGUUCUGUUAAUAUUUUGAAAGAAGAAAAAAAUACGAUGAACGUGAUGAUAGAUGGAAGUCGCUCAUUGCAGAUACAGAAAUUACUCUGCGAUAGAGACAUUCAGUAUGAAGUCGCAGAAGGUCAAGUGUCACGUAACAGAAGCCCUACCGGCACCAAACUCACUAGGCGAAGAUCUCCUAUCACAGUAAUGGAUUGGAAUGAUUUUUACCCACUUAGGAAUAUUUAUCAUUUCAUGGAAAAUCUAGAAGUGUGUUAUCCAUCAGUAUGCACUGUUUCUACUAUUGGUCGGACGACAGAAGGACGGGAGAUAAAGAUAUUAAAAAUUUCGAAUAGCAACUCUGGCAACACCGGCGUGUGGAUCGACGGAGGCAUACACGCCAGGGAAUGGAUAGCUCCGUCAGUUGUGACAUACAUAGCUGAUCAAGUUGCCAGGAACAUGGAUACGUCACCUGAAUACAUUACUAAUAAGGACUGGUAUUUCUUACCUGUCGUGAAUCCGGAUGGCUACGUUUAUUCGCACACCACUGAUCGCAUGUGGAGGAAAAGCAGAGCUCGCAUCGGCAGUUCAGUGUAUGGUGUCGAUCUUAACAGGAAUUUCGGAUAUCGCUGGUUUUCGAGGGACGAUUGUCCUGGAGAUGAUCCCUGUCAUCUGAAUUAUCGUGGCACACAACCAUUUUCGGAACCAGAAACUACAGCAGUAAAGGAUCUGAUCUUAUACGCUGGUGUCCCGUUUAAAAUAUUUCUGACAUUGCACGCGUACAGUGAAGUUAUUUCCUUUCCCUGGUGUUUCACUGCCGAGCCUUGCGCCGACUACGUCAACUUGUUAGAGGGCGCCACUGCUAUGACUAAAGCCAUCUUCGACGUAAACGGUCGUAUGUACAAAGUGGGUAAUUUCAAGGACAUAAUGUACCCAGCAUCCGGUACAAGUAUCGAUUGGAGCUAUGGCACGGCUCGCAUACCUUUCUCCUACCUCAUCGAACUGAGGAGUAAACAACACAAGUUUCUUUUACCCAAGGAAGAGAUAUUGGACUGCUGCAAGGAGGUAUACGCUGGUGUAAAGGCGUUAGCAUUAUUUGUUGAUAGGAAGAAAUGUUUAAAUUGUUCGAUGUUCUUUAAUAAACAAAAUGCAUAA